Molecule: messenger RNA, 4098 nt
Organism: Sungouiella intermedia
Lineage: Eukaryota; Fungi; Ascomycota; Pichiomycetes; Serinales; Metschnikowiaceae
Source: the annotation of a GenBank genome assembly
AUGGCCGUCAGACUUCUUCUGCGCCACGUGACGCGCCUGUGUCUCCGUAUCACCGUCCGUCGCCUGCCUCGCCCCAUUCGACUCUCUUCCUAUACCCCACCAUCUCAUACUCUUGCUACCUUUGCAACCUUCAGUGGCAACUCAUCCGAGGACAUUGACUUGAUUUCCCUUCGAAGACGUGUACACAGCACAGACUUGGCUGUUCCCUUCCGAACUUCCCUUGACGCCGCCGCCUCUUUGAAUGGCUUGUACGAUCCAUCUCUGGUGGAACGCGCACUAGUGUCUGUAUCUAUGAAGUUGGCUUCCGACUCGGGCCCGGCUUCGGAUAACCAAUCUCAUGCCGCCGCAAUUGAAGAAUUCGUAAGAAGGUUCAAUGGUGAAUUGACUGUGUUGGCCGACUUCAUUCGUUCGUCCUACGCUUCCUCUCUUGGUUCUCUCUCGCAAUUGUCUGCGGUAGAACUUUCUAAUGUGAUCUAUAUCUUCAGAGAUAUGUAUACGAAGGGGAAAGUUCCCGCAGUGGACCUGAAGAACUUGGCCGCUUACGAUGACAUGGUGGCUUCGUUCUGGUCUUUGCUUGAACAUUCCGGAGAUCGUUCCCGCGUACCUUACAUUGUGGGCUCGCUCUUGGAAAGCUCCAGGCUGAUCUAUGUGGACUUGUACACCCUGGGAAUUGGCAAUUUUCUCUCAGAGCUCCGGGUUUUGGCCACAGAAUUCGACUUCACAACUCUUAAAUCUUUGGAUCCAGUGGUGGCAAAAAUUUCGGCCCUUGUAUCGGAAUUCUCAAGGUACUUACAAGACCAUGAUUCAACCCACGACUACGAUCUGGAGUUUUUCCGCGUGGUAAUCUACGUGCUGCGCUAUAGAAAGCUCCAGGACAUCUUGGUGGCCGUGGGCCAGAAGAACAUUUCGCCUCGGGAUCUCCUUGCGUUGACCAAAGAUCCUUCUGCAGAAUCUAUUCAACAAUUGCUUGGUGCCGAGUCAGGCGAGCCCCAGAAACUUGAGGACUUGUUCUUUGUUCAUCAUCGCAAUUUCUUCAAUGUCAUAUACACUAUGGUCGGACUUCCCCAGUUCGAUACCAUUUUUGCAACCCUUUAUCUGGAAGCACAGAAACCAGGGUACACCGAGAGUGAAAAGUCUCAAAUGGAUAACUUUUUGGAGACAUUUUUGCCCUUGGUAUGUGGCGGUCUCGUUCCCAUUGACGCCUUACAAAAUACCAAGUAUUCUUGUCUCCCCGUGAGAUAUAAUGGCAAAGUGCUUGCUCCAUUUAAAGUUUCGCACAACAUAUUCGACAAUUACGGUUUUUCUUUGGCUGUGCUCUUCGACAUUCCGUCCUACUUAUAUUUGAUCGAAACUGCUUCCACCCACCUCAAAAAACCUUUUGAGGCCAGCUCAAUUGAAGAGGUCUCUAAAGUUCUUCAUUUGGCUGUUAAGGGAAGUUCUCUUAUGGAGAAUGAAAUCAAUGCUUUUGUUGCUUCUUUGAAGGAAAUGCACCCUUAUUGCAUUCACAAUCUUCGGAUUCUUGACCAAUUAGUCAGUCAAGCACCAUUGAUCCGGGCAACCAAUGAGAAAGUAUCUCAUUAUGCCUAUGUUGCGAAAGUCGACCCUGAGAUCGUUGACUUGACCUCUACUAUGGCUGCGUCAGGUGGGGCUCAUGGCUCCUCACAAAGUUCAAUCCGAGUUAACGGUCGGGAAUUAUCUGAUUUUAAGAAUGAGCUUGCUGAUUUUAAAUCCAAGGAUUUAUGUGAAAUACCAUAUACUUCAAUUGGUGAUGUGAAUGUCAUCAAAUUGUUAUCAUCUAGAGUUUCAGAUGUCAUUUCGAGCGAUGUCUCCAAAACAGACUCUGCAGUUAACCCCGAGAAUGUCGCUAGCUACGCAACUAUUCUCGAGUUGCUAACUGCCACUUUCGACAUUAACGGAGGAGAUGUCACAUUGCUUGAAAGUCUUAUCAAGGAUGUGAAACCUAAAGAGCUAUUCUUCCCUGAAGUGACUACUGAAUAUUGUCAGAUUCCGGAAUAUCUCAAAAUUCAUGACUUCACUACCGAGCUUGAAAUUCUCAGACUGGAUGAGCUCAAGUCUCCAUUCAAAGAUUAUACGCCUGAACAGAUCCUUAGAUUGAUGAAAGACCGCUUUGUUGAGUUCAAUGAUGGGCUUCCAAACUCGAAUCCAUCCUCUAGAAUGGUUCCAGCUAACUUAGCCAGAUUCAUGAGAUUGUCUGGUCGUUUGAAACAACUUUUUGAUCUUAAUAAUGGAAACACUGAAGUUUUGGACGCUGUCCUAGGAUCCCAUUCCGAGCUCCAAAAAUUGGAAGCUAGACUCGAGACUCAGCGGAAGGAGCGGGAAGUAAAGAAAGAAUUCGAGCAAGAAGCAAAGAAAGCUUCGGAACCAGAUACAAAAAGUUUGUACGCACCUGGACCCUAUCUUCAGAUUCCUGAUAAAAUGCAGUUGCAUGAAUUUGUAAAAGAAUUGGAGAUUUUCAGACACGAUGAUUUGAGAUCUUCAUUCAAAAAUUUUUCAGCUGAAAAGAUAUUGGGAUUGAUGCAGAAGAGAAUCAAGGAGAUAUAUAAUGAUUUGCCAUGCACUAAUCAUGCUCUGCGAAUGUCUAAAGAUAAUUUGAUUGCGUUCAUAAAGUUACAUGCGAAACUCGAAAAGUUAUUGGCCUGGAAUGGAGGAAACACUGGUAUAUUGGAUACCCUUAUCCACUCUCAAUCCGUUUUCAAUGAUUUUGAGGAUAAGCUCAGCAAGAGAAAGGAAACCAAUGACGCAAGAGCAUCAAGUUCUGUCACUACUUCAGAGAAUAAUGUUUAUAGGCAGCUCAUGGAUGAUAUGAUGUUUGAAGAAUUUGCGGAAGAGUUGAUGGCUAUCAAGCAAAAGAUUGGAAGAAAUUUUAAGUCUUCGACUCCAGAUGAGAUUUUGACGGCAUUGCAAGAGCUAACCGAUUCUGAAACAAGUAUGGAUUCCAAGGUGUUGCUUGGAAAGCUCUCGCGCAAUUUGAAGGUUUUGUUCAAACACAACAACGACCAGACAUUCGUUUUGGAUAAUGUAUUGUUGAAUGUUGAAGCCUUCAAGUCUUUCGAGAAGAAUUUAGAAGACAGUAAAUCUGCUGAUAAUAAGUUUGACAUGUCUGAAUUUUUGAAGGAUGAAAAAUGUGCUGCAUCUCCGGUUGAUUAUCAUAAAGAAGACUAUGUGUUAUCGUUGCUAAAUUCCAACAGCACCCCUGCUGGGUUGGAUUUAGAAACUGAUGUUACGAUUAAAGAAGCAGUCACAAGCGCGUUGAGCAAAGCAGAAAACAAGCUCUUUGAGGAGGACCCAGAAGAGUAUGCCGCCAUCAAUAAUUUGACAGCACAGAAAAUCAGGGAGUCUUAUGCUAAGCAUAACAUUUCGACUAAGGAAUUUAAACGCAUUGAUAAGGAAUCUUUAGAAAAAUUUUUGAAGAGCACCAAGGUUGAGAGUGACAAGCAGGCAGAACAAAAGUGGCGUGAAAAGCAAGCUUAUGAGUGGAGCAGCACCAUGGCCAACAGUCAGCGCUCAUUGGAGUCCGGCAAUUUCUUUAAUUCGCUUUCCCUUAGAAGGAAGUCUAGUGAUUUUCCAAUGUUUCCUGCUACUGAAAUUAAGGAAUACUUGGUUUUGACACCCGCUGGACAAACCUUCACAUCCAAAGAGAAUCCCUUGGGAUCCAAUCAUGUUGCAGAAGAUAUGUUGGCUAUUCUUGAUAAGUUCAAUGAAUCUGAACUCGAGAAAUUCUCCAAGAAUGUCAAGAAGUUGCAAAAGAAACACUGGAAACUCAUCGGCGGUGGGGGUAGCGAGAGAAUGUUAGUGUUGAGCAGACCAACGGUGGCUCGUAAGAAGAAGGUUUUGACCAGGAUUAAGACUUUGUUGGCGUCAACAGGAAGUGUGUUCUUAGCAUUGAUUGGCCUCAAUAUCUGGUUAGAUGAUAUCCAGCAAGACGUUCCUCAGCAAGUUCCAAUUACCGAAGAUGGGGUGGAGAACCAAGAGGUGGUUGUUGUCAGCGAGCCCCAGCCUGUGCCGGAAGUUGUUUCUACUCCAUUACCAAAGUCAUCUAGCAAAUCUCUCUGGCAGAGAUUGAUGUGGAAGGACUAG